CUUCACUUCGCUCUCUUUAAGAAGAGUUCGAGUGACCAAAGUAAGAAAGAAAAAAAAACCUACACCGACGAAAUGGACGAAUCGUGGCGUAAGAAGAUGGGUUUAAACCUUGAUCCCUUCUUCUCCUUUGCUCGAAAAUCCAUGGACGCUCGAAUCGACGCCGAAGACUUCGCCGACGUCUUCGGCGGUCCGCCGCGUAGCGUCCUCACCCGAAAAUUCUCCGGCGACUUUUCCCGUUCCGACUGUUUCUACGACGAGGUUUUCCUUCCCCCGGGAAUAUCCUCCGGCGGCACACUUCCGUCCUCUAAAUCUCACGGCAGAAACUUGACGGCGUUUAGGAUCCCCUCCGGCGGAGGUGGGUUUUACGACGGCGUGUUCGGCGGUCGCGGUGGGACGGCCAAGGAGGGAUUCAAGAAGCCGAAGUCGAGGUCGCACUCCUCGUCGGUGCUCACGUCUGAGGAGGUCAGUCCUCAUUAUCCACCACCGGCGGCGACGUCCGGCGAUGACGUGGGGUUCUCUUCUUUUACUUCUAAACUCAGACCGUUAAACGUACCAUCGAGAAGUCAUAAGCGGGAAUCUAAGAAACAGAGUUUCCCGGCGUUUCCAACAUCCGCAGAUUCAUUCUCCGGCCACGAAAGAUCAGAUUUUUACUACAGAAAACCACACUUCAGCGGAUCAAGAAGAUCUUCUCCGGAGACCAUGAGCUUAGAUCCUAACUCCUUCAGGAGAAUGGAUGAUUACGGACCAAGCUCUCCAGCGUCUUCCCCUGUUUCUUCUUUUGUCUACGAAGAAGAAGAACACACUGAGUCGAAACAGAGGACGACCGGAGACUGUAGAGUCGAGGAGGUGGUGGAAGAGGAAGAAGAGAUGAGUUCUUACGUGAUUGAAAUAAACUCAGAUCGUUUUGAUCGAGGGAACUCGGAUUCGAACGACAUGGAUGAAGCAAUAGCUUGGGCUAAGGAGAGAUCUCAACGGCCAGAACCAAAGCAAACACAAGAAGAAGAAGACUUAAUGGAUUCAAGAAGAAGCGAAGAAGAAGAAGAAGCCAAAUCUGAAGAAGAGGUGGAGAUGGAGAUGAAAGAUGAAGAAAUAAGAAUCUGGUUAACCGGAAAAGAGACCAACAUUAGACUCCUCCUCUCAACUCUACAUCAUGUUCUUUGGUCAGAUAGCAACUGGCACGCAAUACCGUUGGCAAAUCUUAGAGAUGGGUCACAAGUGAAGAAAGCUUACCAAAAAGCUCGGCUUUGUUUGCAUCCAGAUAAACUUCAACAGAGAGGUGGAACUUCACCGGUUCAGAAGUCGGUCGCGAGCAGAGUAUUCUCCAUUCUUCAGGAAGCAUGGGCUGUGUACGUAACAAAUGAAGGACUCUCAAGCUAAACCGGAAUUCAUAAACCGGAAAUGUUGGUUUAAAAUGUAAGAAGAAUAAGAGGAGGAAAAGCAGAUGCUUGUAUCUUUUAUGAUUGUUAAAGUCAUGAACAUUCCCAUGUGUUGCAUAUGUGGCUUCCAUUGUCAAUGUUCUUAUAUAUACAGAAAAUAACAAAAUGCUUGAAAACUAUCAAGUUAACGUGCGAAACGAAUGGAACCUGGAUAAGAAAAAACGAAUGUUGUUUUUGUUUGUUU
Molecule: messenger RNA, 1620 nt
Organism: Eruca vesicaria subsp. sativa (arugula)
Lineage: Eukaryota; Viridiplantae; Streptophyta; Magnoliopsida; Brassicales; Brassicaceae
Source: the annotation of a GenBank genome assembly